AUGCCAGGGAAUUUUCCAGAGCUUUCAACAGCCAUGCGUAGGCAUAAAAGCACCACAGAUAUCCCUUUUCGUGGUAACAUUUGCUUGCUUCCACCACCCACCCUCGGUCUCACAGAAACAGAGCAAGCCCUCUUGCGUCGCUCGUCACUGAGAGAGACCAACACUGUGUCACGCUACCCUCGCCAUGCUCUCAGCGUGCCUAACAUGGGCAGCACAACUCCCCUUCGUGUCACUAACAGUCCCCUCCGCAGCACCCAGCUCUCACCUGUACACAGCAACAUAUCCAGCCCUAGAGAGGUGGAGAGGCUGGCUAAAGCCCGGAGUAAACUCCUGGAGAGUGAGUGUAACCAAACCCCCACCCUUCCUCCAGAAACCAGAGAGCAAAUUCGCUACGUCUCCAAGGAUGGAAAGUGUCGCGUCAACCUGGGCUACAUAUCUGAGAGGGGUCGCUUUCUGUCUGACAUCUUUACCUCUUUUGUGGACCUUCAGUACCGCUGGUUUCUAUUUGUAUUCAUGAUGUGCUACAUCACCACCUGGUUCUUGUUUGCUGGGCUCUACUUCUUGAAUGCUUUCUUCCGAGGUGACCUAGGGCAAGAGCGACCCCUGAGCACCCAUGUAGAACACCUUGUAGACCAAAGGCCCUGCUAUUUAGGUGUAGAUGGCUUCAUCUCAGCUCUACUCUUCUCCGUGGAAACGCAGCGCACCAUUGGUUAUGGGUCACGCACUGUUUCUCCCUCCUGCCACGAAGGCAUUCUGCUAGUUAUGAUACAGUGCAUUGUUGGGUCCAUGAUAGAUGCACUCAUGGUGGGUUGCAUGUUUGUUAAAAUAUCCAGACCUAAGAAGCGGGCUGAGACACUACUUUUCAGUCGCACCUGCGUUAUUGCCAACCGUGAUGACCAGCUAUGUUUGAUGUUCCGCUUGGGGGACCUGAGAGAAAGCCACAUGGUGGAUGCCAAGAUCCGUGCAAAGUUAAUCAAGUCGCGCCAAACAGCCGAGGGCGAGUUCUUGCCACUGGAGCAGACGGAGAUUGACCUCGGCUACGAAACUGGGUCAGACCGACUCUUCCUGGUGGAGCCUCAAGUCAUUCAGCACAAUAUUGACUCUAACAGCCCCUUUUGGGAGCUGGGCCCUCAGCAGCUUAGACGACAACAGUUUGAGAUAAUCGUUAUCUUGGAGGGCAUUGUGGAGGCCACAGGCAUGAUGUGCCAAGCCAAAACAUCCUACAUAGAGACGGAGAUAGAGUGGGGCGCUCGCUUUGAGCCCUGCAUGACUUUGGAGAAGGGCUCGUUCAGAGUCGACCUGCGGCGGUUCCACAGCACCUACAAGGUCCCGCUGCCGGACUGCAGCGCCAGCCAGGUCCACCAGUUAAUGCUACUGGCAGAGGACUCCAAAGCCAGCAAUUGGGGGACCUGGGCAGAGGGGACGGCAGAGGAAGACAAAGACAAGCAGCCGAAUGGUCCAAUAAAUGUGACAAAGGGUUCAAGGCAUCAACCUAACUUGCAAAUUCCCAAGAUCCUGAUCUGA
Epinephelus lanceolatus (giant grouper) is the source of this 1524-nucleotide messenger RNA. RefSeq names its product potassium inwardly rectifying channel subfamily J member 20 (gene kcnj20). The record is from RefSeq and is a predicted model, not a curated record. Gene Ontology annotation, molecular function: inward rectifier potassium channel activity. Gene Ontology annotation, biological process: regulation of monoatomic ion transmembrane transport; potassium ion import across plasma membrane. Lineage: Eukaryota; Metazoa; Chordata; Actinopteri; Perciformes; Serranidae. Gene Ontology annotation, cellular component: plasma membrane.